CAUUGACCCAGGUGCACCGCGGGAGAGCUGAGCCGCCGGGCUGGUCCCGCCGGAGCAGGCGCUGGGAGCGGGCUGCGGUCGGAUGCGAGCUCCAGCGCCCCGGACGCGGCGUGGGAAGGGGCGGCGGGGCUGGAGGGCUCAUGUCCCCGCCGAGCCCCGCAUGGCCCCGGCGAGACGAGCCGCCCCGCUGCGGCACCGCCGCCAGCCCCCCUGCCGCCUCGUCCGACAGCGACUCCGGCUGCGCCCUGGAGGAGUACCCGGACCCCCCCGAGGUCCCGGUGCGCUCGGCCGCCCGCUCGUCCCAGCCGGCCCCCGUCGUCUCCGGGAGCGGCCUCCGCGCCAAAGCCCUGCUGCAGCAGCUGCCGCCGCAGGACUGCGAUGAGCGGUACUGCCCCGGCCUGGCGGAGGAGGAGAGGAGGAGGCUGCAAGCCUUCAGCGCCCGGCGGCGGCGGGAGGCCCUGGGGCAGGGGCUGGCUUGCCCCGUGCCGGGUCCCUGCCACGGGUGUCCCUGCAAGAAGUGCGGCCGGAGGCUGAACCGCGGCGACCCGGGGGUUUCGGCGUCCGGGCUGGGCGACGAGCUCUGGCACCCGUCCUGCUUCUGCUGCCACUUCUGCCACCAGCCCCUGGUGGACCUCAUCUACUUCCAGCAGGACGGCAGGAUCUACUGCGGCCGGCACCACGCCGAGCUCUUCCGGCCCCGCUGUGCCUCCUGCGACCAGCUCAUCUUCCUGGACGAGUGCAUCGAGGCGGAGGGCCGCCGCUGGCACCCCCAGCACUUCUGCUGCCUGGAGUGCGAGGUGCCGCUGCGCGGGCAGCGCUACGUGCUGGCGAGCGGCCGGCCCUGCUGCCGCCGCUGCUUCGAGAGCCUCUACGCCGAGCCGUGCCAGGCCUGCGGCGAGCCCAUCGGCGCCGACAGCGAGGAGGCCACGCACCAGGGGCUGCGCUGGCACGCCCGAGCCGCCUGCUUCUGCUGCAGCCGCUGCCGCAAGCCGCUCCGCGGGCAGCCCCUCACCGCCCGCCGCAGCCUGCUCUACUGCUCCGAGGCCUGCAGCCGCCAGCGGGACACCGACGACGACGACACCUUGGCCCCGGACUCGCCGCCCGUCUCCCGCGCCGGCCCUGCCACCCCCAGCACCUCGCCGGCACCCGUGGCCGGGGGCUGCGGGCGGCGGGUGCAAGGCGCCGAGCUGGAGCUGCUGCUGGAUGAGGCCCCUGUGCAUCCCGCCUUCAGGAGCGCGGACGACCGCGGGGCAGCGGCCGAGGAGAGGAGCGGGGAUGUGGGGAUGCAGCCCGGCGCGGAGGGUCCGGGCGGCCCUGGAGCCCAGGGCCACCCGGCUGCAGGGAGCCCCGAUGCCGGGACGCCGCGGGGUGACAGGGACCUGCGCUGCCCCGGUGGCCUGUCCCCUGCCCGGCCCAGCCCACGGCCGGGGGACGCCGAGCUGCAGGAUGGCACGGAAGAGGAAGACUCCUGGUGCCCGACCUGCUCUUCAUCCUCGGACUCGGACGAGGAGGGUUUCUUCUUCGGGAAGCCCAUCCCCAGGCCUGGGAUGAGCCCCCCGGGCAGGGAGCGCCGGGGCCCGGGGUGGGCUGGGGGCCGGCCGGCGAGGCCGCGGGGCGGCAGCCGGCACUGCAGCGUGUCCUAGCACGGGAGCCGGGGUUUCCAUCCCAUCCCCGUGCGGCUUGGAACCGGCCCGACGCCGGUGGGGAGAAGCCGCGGGGAUCCCCUCGCUGGCAGCUGCCGGCCCCGCGCCAUCCAGAACAGGUAACGCGAGCGCGGGAGCAGGGAGCAGGCAGCCUGCGCUGGGGCCGGGCCGGUCCUUCUGCCCCCACGGCGGGUGCGACCCCCCUGCAGGAACAGGGCCCUGAAGCCGCGGCCCCGCACCGGCGCCGGGACCACGGGAGGGGAGGGGAUGGGAGGGCGGCGGCACUGCUCCCGGCUCCGACACCGGCGCUCCAAUAAAUCUCGGCCGCGAUCUGGACGCGGGAGAGGCAAACGAGUCUGGCCCGUUCCUCCCCCGCCGGG
Molecule: messenger RNA, 2023 nt
Organism: Dromaius novaehollandiae (emu)
Lineage: Eukaryota; Metazoa; Chordata; Aves; Casuariiformes; Dromaiidae
Gene: PRICKLE4
Product: prickle planar cell polarity protein 4
Exons: 8
Coding region: 141-1643 (500 amino acids)
Molecular function (GO): zinc ion binding
Source: RefSeq, a predicted model, not a curated record